AGCCUUUCUUCUGUACCGCGUGCUUCUAUCUUCGCCUUUUCGAUCAACCAACCAUGCCUGCGAUGAUGCCCCCGGCCGCUGCCGCUCAAGAAGUAAUAGCGGUAGGAGUUGACGAAGGUGAGAUGGAGCCGCUGUUGGCGGAGAAUCCGGACCGGUUCUGCAUGUUUCCCAUCACCUACCCGUCAAUCUGGGAGUUCUACAAAAAGGCCGUGGCCUCCUUCUGGACGGCGGAGGAGGUGGACUUGUCCCAGGAUCUCUCCCACUGGCAGGAUCGUCUGUCCGCCGACGAGCACCACUUCAUCUCCCAUGUCCUCGCCUUUUUUGCCGCCUCCGACGGCAUCGUCCUCGAGAACCUGGCGGCCCGGUUCAUGCGCGACGUCCAGCUUCCUGAGGCCCGCGCCUUCUACGGCUUCCAGAUCGCUAUCGAGAACAUCCACUCUGAGAUGUAUUCUCUCCUCCUCGACACCUACAUCAAGGACCCCGGCGAGAAGUCUCGCCUCUUCCAUGCCAUUGACACCGUCCCUCCUGUCGCCCGCAAGGCCGAGUGGGCGCUACGCUGGAUCGAAUCCUCUGUCUCAUUCGCCGAGCGCCUCGUUGCCUUCGCCUGCGUCGAGGGAGUCUUCUUCUCCGGCUCCUUCUGCGCCAUCUUCUGGCUCAAGAAGCGAGGCCUCAUGCCGGGUCUCACCUUCUCAAACGAGCUCAUCUCCCGUGACGAGGGCCUCCACUGCGACUUCGCCUGCCUCCUCUACAGUCUUCUUCGCAACAAGCUCUCCGAGUACCGUGUCCGUGAAAUCGUUGCCGAUGCCGUUGACAUCGAGCGGGAAUUCGUCUGCAAUGCCCUGCCGGUCGCCCUUGUCGGGAUGAAUGGCGACCUCAUGAGUCAGUAUAUCGAGUUCGUGGCCGACCGCCUGCUUGGAGCGCUAGGUUACGAAAAGUUGUACGGGGCGGCCAACCCCUUCGACUGGAUGGAGCUCAUCUCGCUGCAGGGGAAGACAAACUUCUUCGAGAAGAGGGUCGGCGACUACCAGAAGGCCUCGGUGAUGUCGAGCUUGAAGGGUAAUGGAGCCAUCCAUGUGUUUAAGCUGGAUGAGGAUUUUUGAAGGGAUUUCUCCGUUCUCCUAUGAUCUCCUUACCUUUGAAUUUUGGUUUUUGAUUUAAUGCUAUUUGUCGCUUGUCUUAUCUUUAUAUGUAUAAAGAAUGGAUAUCUUAACAAGGCAACGAGAGUGACUUGUUCUACUACCAACGGGUUGCUCGAGGAAAUGCCUAUUUUAGUUGGUUCCUUGUGUCUGUAAUAUGCUCGAGGAAAUGCCCCAGCCGUGUAUAUAGCUAAGCUGCCUUAGCCGUGUA
Musa acuminata subsp. malaccensis (wild Malaysian banana) is the source of this 1347-nucleotide messenger RNA. Its product is annotated as ribonucleoside-diphosphate reductase small chain. Gene Ontology annotation, biological process: deoxyribonucleotide biosynthetic process. Gene Ontology annotation, molecular function: oxidoreductase activity. The record is from RefSeq and is a predicted model, not a curated record. NCBI's taxonomy places the organism in Eukaryota, Viridiplantae, Streptophyta, Magnoliopsida, Zingiberales, Musaceae.